CGGCCGGUGCGGCGGCGGCCCCGAGGAUGCUGCGGCUGCGCUGCAAGGCCCGGAGCGGCUCGCACGCGCUGCCGGGGCUGUCGCCGCACUCCCGCCUCCGCGACAUGCAGGCCGCGCUCGCCGCGCUCACCGGAGUGCCCGCGCCCGCGCAGCGCCUCCUGCUCGGCUUCCCGCCGCGCAGCCUCGACCUCAGCGACGGCGAGCGGCGGCUGGGCGAGCUCGGCAUCCACUCGGGUGACACUCUGAUAGUGGAAGAGGACACAUCCAAACCCGAGCCCGGCUCGCCAGUGGUGGCCAAAAAAGCGAUGUCCCAGCCUGUGAGGGAAGCCGUGCCCGUGCUGGUCAGGAGGGUGGUGCCAGCAGACAAUUCCUGCCUGUUCACCAGCGUGUUCUACGUGGUGGAGGGCGGCGUGUACGACCCCGGCUGCGCCCCGGAGAUGCGCAACCUCAUCGCCCAGAUCGUGGCCAGCGACCCCGAGUCGUACUGCGAGGCCGUGCUGGGCAAAACCAACAGGGAAUACUGUGACUGGAUCCGCAGGGAGGACACCUGGGGAGGAGCCAUCGAGGUGUCCAUCCUCUCCAAGUUCUACCAGUGCGAGAUCUGCGUGGUGGACACGCAGACCGUGCGCAUCGACCGCUUCGGCGAGGACGCCGGCUACAGCAAGCGCGUGCUGCUCAUCUACGAUGGCAUCCACUACGACCCGCUGGAGCGCCGCCUGCCCUCCUCGGACCUUCCUCCCCAGACCAUCUUCCCCAGCAGCGAUGAUGUGGUGCUGGCCCAGGCUCUGGAGCUGGCGGAUGAAGCGCGCAGGAAGAGGCAGUUCACGGAUGUGAAUCGCUUCGCCCUGCGCUGCAUGGUGUGCCAGAAGGGACUGACGGGGCAGCUGGAGGCCAGGGAGCACGCCAGGGAGACUGGACACACCAACUUCGGGGAGGUGUGAGCUCUCAGCAGCACGAGGAGGGUGCCAUCGACUACCUCAGCGCUCUGGAAUCAGAUUCUGGAGUCCCAGAUAAGCUGUUUGUAAUCAUAAAAUUCCGUUCACAGAGCUUGAAAAGCUUAUUAACUAAUUAACUAAAUUAACUUCAUGGUGGCCAACGCGCAGGUUGGGGAAUAGGGGAUUGGGAGUAGGGAUGGCACUUGGGCUGGUGGUGGACAGUGGCAGCCACACCUUGAUUGCAUCAGCUUCUGUGUGUGUGUGUGUGUGUGUGUGUGUGAGCAGACAGGCACAGCCAGGCUUGUCCAACACUGCUGAAAAAUCCUCAGCCAGGAUUUUACACCAACACUGGUGUAAAAUCCACCUCUGAGGUGCUGAAUGUGUGAUCUGAGCAGCCAGACACAGCCAGGCCUGUGUAAAAUCCACCUCUGAGGUGCUGAAUGUACAUUUUCAGGGGAAUUCAGUUAAUCUGAGGCUUUGGGAAACACACAUAUCAGCAUCACUCACACUGAGAGUUGGGCUCUGCACAUAUGAAAAGCUCUCAGAGGGGAAACUGCUCGUGUGGUGCAUGAUUUAUAAUGGAAAUACCAAGUACAGUAUCAAAAAUACAAUUUGUAGUGGAAAAAGGAGCUCUGAGCUGCCCUAUGCCAUCAGGAAUAGACUGUGUAGUUUGUGUGCAGAGAACUUUAGGGAAAGCAAUGGCCUCUAAGCUUUAAGGUAGCCUUUAAAUUAAUGAGUAGAUGGAUAAGUGUUGAAUAAAACUUAUUAAUCCUCCGUAGGUAGUUUUUAGUUGCUUGAAAAAUAACUCUCAACCCCCUGGUGUUUACACUGUAUCAGAGCAUAAGCAUGUUUCCUGGAAUACUUGGGAUUCUUCUUCAUAAUAGCAUUGGAAAUUCCUGCAAGAGGGAAGUGAGUAGUUAGGGAAGUGACUUAAUUUGCAUCUGUGAAAUGCAUUGAAUAUUUUACUUGAGUAGAGCCAAUUAAGGCCAUGGUGUUACUAAGCUGUUCCAGUUUCCAAAUACUGUGAAUGAGCACUUUAAGGUUGAGUUCUCACUCUUUGCUGGUAAAAAGUUUUGCCCUCUGAAGGCCAGAGCCUGAAGGGAGGCUUGAAAUUCCAUCUGCUUUCUGCCUUAAUGUGUUUGAUUUGUCACCACUGACUGUGGAGUAGCAAGACUUUCAUUGUGAUAAUGAAAUAUCACAGCUGAAUAUUCAGAUGAAAAUAAGCUGGGGAAAGUACCCCACUCCUUGGACUGUUCAGAAUCAGGGAAGGUGAAAUUGGUUUAAUUGGAAUUAUUUUACCUCACAGUGGGGUUGUGAAGCUUAACAGCAAGUGCUUUGGAGGGCUUUUAAAAGGUGCUGUAAAGGUGCAUAUUACUGAAGGGGAUUUAUGUUGUUUUGUUUUUUUGUUUUCUUUGAAAUGCCUGCGACACAUCCUUAUUUCUUGAAUUUUAAAAUAUCCUUUGCCUGCCAUUCUUCUGUUACUGUUUUGAGUGACCUUCCUUGCACUUUUAGACUGGGGAACAAGAAGGAGCAUCCUCAGACUGAGGCAGAAAUAAACCCACGUGGGUUUAACCUAAAACCCAGUUUGAGAGGGCUCUGUUCCCUCAGGCACCCGACCAAACUGGUGCAGCCACACCACCUUUUCUGCUAAAAUCCUAUUUCUGGUUCUCAGCAGAGGCUCCCAGUUGGAUCUUGAAAUACAGGAGGGUUUUACUGAAGAAAGAACAUAAUUACUUAAGUGCUUUGCUGAAUUAAGGCAUGAAUAAUUAAACAGCUCUAGGAUCACCCAGAGCACUGUGGACCUGGGUUUGUUUUUAAUUCAGUAUUAAAACACACAUUAGCACUGUUGGGAGUUCCCUAUAGAAAGCCACUUAGCUUCCAGUGUUAAACCCCACUCUGCUUUUAGCCUGUCAUUAGGAGAAGAAGAUAACCCCCCCCAAAACCCAACAUUAAACCCAGCCCUGUAGAAGCUGAUGCUUAAAAACCUCCAGAAAUCCCUGACAGUUCAAAGGAACUUGAAGAUGACACUGUGUUAUAACUACUUGAGCUGAAAUCCUGGCUAGGAACGAGACCAAGGGACUGGCAAGCCCCAGGUGUGCUCUGAGCUGUGCCAGGGGAGCAGGGACACGCCUGGGACAAGGAGCUGAUCGUCCCCCUUUGCCAUCUGUCACACAGACACAAUACCUACCUCAGAGAGGUGCACCAGGUGGCUUUGAAACACAAGUGGAAGAUCCAUAUUUAUUGUCUGCCUUGACUUUGGGGAGCAACCCUUAGAUUUUAGCUUUGUGUCCUGGAUGGAUUUCUCUAAGUGUGUGAAACCUUUUUUUUUUUUCCCUGGUAUUUCUCAGUUGCAGUAUUUGAAAAAUGAGCUUUAUUUAAUCCAGAGUGUUGAGCUUUGCUAGAUCAUGUUUGCAUUGGGAAUCUGCUACCAGAGAAUCAGUUCCCUUGGAGGGAGACGUGUCACUAUCACUGCUUGGAUGUUCUCUUUUGUUGCCUAGAAAAAUAAAAUCUCUUUGGUUAAAAAAGA
Molecule: messenger RNA, 3462 nt
Organism: Camarhynchus parvulus
Lineage: Eukaryota; Metazoa; Chordata; Aves; Passeriformes; Thraupidae
Gene: YOD1
Product: YOD1 deubiquitinase
Exons: 2
Coding region: 27-941 (304 amino acids)
Biological process (GO): endoplasmic reticulum unfolded protein response; protein deubiquitination
Cellular component (GO): cytosol; nucleus
Molecular function (GO): cysteine-type deubiquitinase activity; protein binding
Source: RefSeq, a predicted model, not a curated record